UUUCUAUCUAUGCACCCCAUCCCCCGCCUUCUGCUCCCCCGGUGUCUCGUUAAUCAUUAUCAUUGGUUCUUCCUAUGUGUGUGUGAUAAUGUCCGACCGGAGUAGUCUACUAGACCUUGAGGAAUUCCCCGUGCACCAUGUUCUUGUCGAUCCCGAUGAUGCGAUCUCGGAUUCGAUGGAUGAUGAGGGCGAUUCCUCCGAUACAGCCAGCUAUGCAACCUCCUUGAGCUCCAGCGUGCUCGACUACAAGUGGGUCAAUGGACGACGUUUCCAUGCCUACAAGGAAGGCAGCUACAAGUUCCCCAACGAUGAGCGCGAGCAGAGCCGGCUCGACAUGAUCCACUGCAUGUUCAAGCUGGCCAUGGGCGGCAGACUGUUUCUCGCCCCGAUAGCUGUCGAGCAGCCCUUGCGCGUGCUCGACAUCGGCACGGGGACAGGCGUCUGGGCUAUCGAAGUUGGAGACGAAUAUCCGAAUAUAAAAAUGAUUCUUGGCAACGAUCUCAGUCCCAUCCAACCGGAUCUGGUCCCCCCGAACGUUAUAUUCGAAGUCGACGACGUCGAGACCGACUGGCCCCCCCGUGAACCCUUCGACCUGAUUCACUCACGAUACAUGUGCGGCUCGAUCCAGGACUGGCCCAGGCUGCUCGGGCGGGCCUACGAACAAACCCGCGUUGGCGGCUGGGUCGAGUUCCAAGAAUUCCACCUCGUAAACUACAGCCAAGACGGCACCCUGGACGAGCACAACAACAUCAACAAGUUCUACGAGCUCCUGCGAGAAGCCUGCGACCGCAUGGGUCGUCCCGUCACCAUCGGGGGCAAGUUGCGCGAAUACGCCGCCCAAGCUGGGUUCAGCAACAUCCAUCAUCGCGUGUUUCCUUUGCCGCUGGGCACCUGGCCGAAGGAUCGACGGAUGAAAGAGAUUGGGGCCCUCAACAUGCUCCAGUUCUUGGAGGGGCUAGAGGCGUUUAGUGUGGCGACCUUCACUCAUGUUCUGGGCUGGAGUUUGGAGGCGGUGCAGCUGUUCCUGGCGGAUGUGCGCAAGGAUGCGAUGCGAAAGGGGGUGCAUAUGAUGCAUAAUUUCCAUGUGGUUUGCGCGCAACGAUUAUAAUCGGUGGUUGGUCUGGAUAGUUGAUUGCGCUUUUGCGUUGUUCUGUA
Messenger RNA from Aspergillus homomorphus CBS 101889, 1155 nucleotides. RefSeq names its product class I SAM-dependent methyltransferase. The transcript has 10 exons. The record is from RefSeq and is a predicted model, not a curated record. NCBI's taxonomy places the organism in Eukaryota, Fungi, Ascomycota, Eurotiomycetes, Eurotiales, Aspergillaceae. The coding region runs from base 89 to 1108 and encodes 339 amino acids. Gene Ontology annotation, molecular function: methyltransferase activity.